Molecule: messenger RNA, 1428 nt
Organism: Raphanus sativus (radish)
Lineage: Eukaryota; Viridiplantae; Streptophyta; Magnoliopsida; Brassicales; Brassicaceae
Product: ATPase 7, plasma membrane-type-like
Exons: 11
Biological process (GO): regulation of intracellular pH; proton transmembrane transport
Cellular component (GO): plasma membrane
Molecular function (GO): P-type proton-exporting transporter activity; ATP hydrolysis activity; ATP binding
Source: RefSeq, a predicted model, not a curated record
AUGACGGAAAUAGAAGCUCUCAAGGCCAUUACCACAGAGAACAUUGAUCUGGAAAAUGUUCCCGUUGAAGAGGUAUUUCAACAUCUCAAGAGCACUAAAGAAGGGUUGACCUCUAAUCAAGUGCAGGAGCGUCUUACCUUGUUUGGUUACAACAAACUUGAGGAGAAGAAGGAAAGUAAGAUACUCAAGUUCUUGGGGUUCAUGUGGAAUCCACUUUCAUGGGUCAUGGAAAUUGCAGCCCUCAUGGCUAUUGGUCUUGCACAUGGAGGAGUACUUCUUUUCUUCCCUAUCAUCAUUCAUGGCAAGCCACCGGAUUAUCAUGACUUUGUGGGUAUUGUGGUCUUACUUUUGAUAAACUCAACAAUCAGUUUUGUAGAAGAAAACAAUGCAGGAAAUGCAGCAGCUGCUCUCAUGGCUCAGUUAGCCCCUAAGGCCAAGGCCAUCCGUGACAAGAAAUGGAAUGAGAUAGAUGCAGCUGAAUUGGUUCCCGGAGAUAUAGUUAGUAUCAAACUUGGAGAUAUCAUUCCAGCUGAUGCUCGUCUUCUUGAAGGAGACCCUUUAAAGAUUGACCAGUCAGCACUUACAGGUGAGUCUCUUCCAGUAACCAAAAACCCUGGUUCAUCAGUAUUCUCUGGUUCAACUUGCAAGCAAGGUGAAAUUGAAGCAGUUGUUAUAGCCACUGGUGUCCACACUUUCUUUGGAAAGGCUGCUCAUCUUGUGGACAGUACUAAUCAUGUUGGUCACUUCCAGAAGGUUUUGACAGCAAUAGGAAACUUCUGUAUCUGCUCCAUUGCAGUAGGAAUUGUGAUUGAAAUCAUUGUUAUAUAUGGUCUACAAAAGAGAGGUUACCGUGUCGGUAUCGAUAAUCUUCUUGUCUUACUGAUUGGUGGUAUCCCCAUUGCUAUGCCCACUGUUCUCUCUGUCACAAUGGCAAUUGGUGCACAUCGCUUGGCUGAACAGGGUGCUAUAACAAAGAGAAUGACAGCCAUUGAAGAAAUGGCUGGAAUGGAUGUUCUGUGCAGUGAUAAAACUGGUACUCUCACGCUUAACAAGCUUUCAGUGGACAAGAAUCUCAUCGAGAUUUUCAUGGAAGGCAUUGACAAAGAUAUGGCUGUGCUUAUGGCUGCAAGAGCUGCACGUCUAGAGAACCAAGAUGCUAUUGAUACUGCUAUAGUUUCCAUGUUGUCAGACCCUAAAGAUGCACGUGCAGGAAUCAAAGAACUCCAUUUUCUUCCUUUCAGUCCAGCUAAUAGAAGAACUGCACUAACCUUCCUUGAUGGAGAAGGUAAUAUGCACCGAGUGAGCAAAGGAGCGCCUGAAGAGAUUUUGGAUAUGGCACACAAUAAAUUAGAAAUCAAGGAGAAGGUACAUGCUAAAAUCGAAAAAUUCGCAGAGCGUGGCUUAAGAUCCCUAGGAUUAGCAUAUCAG